Messenger RNA from Chelonoidis abingdonii (Abingdon island giant tortoise), 909 nucleotides. The record is from RefSeq and is a predicted model, not a curated record. Lineage: Eukaryota; Metazoa; Chordata; Testudines; Testudinidae.
AUGCACCCCGACUCUGCCCUGCCCGACCGCUCCCUGCCCCGACCCUGCCAGACCCUGCGCUGCGGCGACCCGCUCCCUGCACCCCGACCCUCUGGCCUGCCCGGACCGCUCCCUGCACCCGACCCUGCCCUGCCCGACCCGCUCCCUGCACCCCGACCCUGCCCAGACCUGCGCUGGGACCCGCUCCUGCAACCGCCGACCCUGCGGCCGCCCGGACCCGUCCCUGCACCACCCGACCCUGCGCUGGGGGACCCGCUCCCUGCACCCCGACCCUGCCCAGACCCUGCUCUGGGGGACCCGCUCCGGCACCGACCUGCGCUGGGGGACCCGCUCCCUGCACCCCGACCCUGCCCAGACCCUGCGCCGGGGGACUUGGUCCCUGCACCUCGACACUGCCUUGCCCGGACCCGCUCCCUGCCCCCCGACCCUGCCCUGCUCGGACCAAUCCCUGCGCCCCGACCCUGCCCAGUCCUGCGCUGGGGGACCCGCUCCCUGCACCCCGACCCUGCCCAGACCCUGCGCUGGGGGACCCGCUCCCUGCACCAGACCCUGCGCUGGGGGACCUGCUCCCUGCGCCCCACCUCUGUGCCGGGGGACCUGCUCCCUGCACCCCAACCCUCCCCUGCCCGGACCCGAUCCCUGCGCCCCGACCCUGCCCAGACCCUGCGCUGGGGGACCCGCUCCCUGCACCCCGACCCUGCGCUGGGGGACCUGCUCCCUGCACCCCGACCCUGCCCUGCCCGGACCCGAUCCCUGCACCCCGAUCCUGCCCAGCCCUGCGCUGGGGGACCCGCUCCCUGCACCUUGACCCUGCCCUGCGCGGACGCUGGGGGACCUGCUCCCUGCGCCCCAACUCUGCGCCGGGGGACCUGCUCCCUGUACCCUGACACUGCCCUGUCCGGCACCUAG